This is a messenger RNA of Bombus pascuorum, 4221 nucleotides long. Its product is annotated as lateral signaling target protein 2 homolog. The transcript is spliced from 7 exons. NCBI's taxonomy places the organism in Eukaryota, Metazoa, Arthropoda, Insecta, Hymenoptera, Apidae. Gene Ontology annotation, molecular function: metal ion binding. Gene Ontology annotation, cellular component: early endosome membrane. The record is from RefSeq and is a predicted model, not a curated record. Bases 291 to 4013 code for a protein of 1240 amino acids.
UGCGCCUUUGCAGUCUGUGCUCAUCAGUCAGUCAGUCUUACGGACGCGGGAUUCACGUUUGACGUUUAGUUUCGGAUGUGUAGUUCGACCGAAUUCGUUGAUGGUCGUAUGUUUGAUGGUGAUACUCGACGAAAGAACUCGAAUUCGUAUGCGGUUGGCUGGUGUCUCGUGGUGUGACGCUUUCUGGUAAGAUUGUAGUGGCACGUUUCGCUAUGACGCAAGUGCUUUGGCCGCAAGAGGCGCAGUGACGACUCGCCCGUGAGCCUGCCGACAUCCUCGACAGCCCUACGAUGGAGUCGAUCAGAAAAUGGUUCUACAGGCCUAAGAGGGACGACACGAGCCUGCUCGCUCAGUUUUUCUACGCGGACGAGUCUUUGAACGCGGUCGCUUGCGAGUUGGACUCGUUCGAUGGUCGUCAGGAGCCAGAAAGAUGCACCACGUUGGUCAAUCAGCUGCGCCACUGUCAGGACAAAGUGUUAACGAUAUGCAGUCAAAUAAUGGACGAUCUCAUUCCGGAGAGCAGGGCAAACCGAGACUUCAGGGUGAAAUUUCCUGACGACGUGAUGCAGGAGAAUCUCGCUGGGCAGCUGUGGUUCGGAGCUGAAUGCUUAGCAGCUGGAUCCUCGAUCAUGAACAGGGAGGCUGAAAGUUCAGCCAUGAGGCCGCUGGCAAGGGCUUUGACUAAGUCGUUGGACAUCGUCAGGAAUUUGCUCAGAGAGCACGCGUUAAAAGGUCACAUGAACCUGAAGUACCUUUUUCAGACGCAAUACCCGUUGGACCCAUCACUAGAGAAGCUGAUCGAGUCGCUGAAGAUCUUUGACCGGUUGUUCGCUGAUUUCGAGCUGUGCUAUGUGGGCGCCAUGGUACCGGUGAAAUCGACGAAGGAGUACGAGCAGCAGGAGCUCGUUUGCGUUUUAUUUUCGGAGACGCUGCAAAGAGCUCUCGAACGUGGAUUGCUCAGCCAGGCCGAUGUAGAUAAUUACGAGCCGGCUCUGAUGUUUACUAUUCCUCGUUUGGCGAUUGUUUCUGGCCUCUUGGCUCCGCCUGGAGGCCCUCUGUGCCUCAAUUCCCCCGACAACAUCAGCGAAGUGUUUAGACCUUUUAGGUCGCUUCUUCUAAAAAUAAGAGAACUUCUUUGGACAUUGAACAACCGCGAGCUCUACAUGCUGGAGAAACUGCUGUGCUCGAACGAGGAGCCUCCGGGUCCCAUCCCGCAGUCGUCAAAGUCGUCCGCGUGCCAGGACAUUCCCGACCUGGAGGAGUUCGUUCACAAUUUUUAUACCGGUUAUCCGAACUGUAAAGACUUCAUCGUAGAUUUUUACACAGUGACGAAAAACACGGGGAACAAUAUGGACGAGGUGGCGGACGACGUGGUUCAAAUCUUAGAGGAAGAAAGUCGUUUGACAGAAGGGAAUAGCGAUCAGGAGGUGGAGGACCGGGGAACAAUGAUAGAAACCGGGCCUAAUCGCUUAAACAUAUCCGUGAACGGGUACGAGGAGGCUGUGAGGUGUAACGGUAACACGAGGACAUCCAGUGAACGAGAAAGUGUUGGUGACGAAGUGCAGUAUCAUAUUAAAAAGCCAGCAAGCUCUUCGAACAGCAGUAGAUACUUAUCUUGCGACGAUAGUCCUUGCUCCAGAAGAAUAGAAUGUCCCGCGAGUCCUGUUUCAAUGGUAGAUUCGAUGGUGGAGCAGGUCGUUCCAGAAGAUAGUAUUUCAAGCGUGAACGAGAAUAGAUGUGGCGAACAAUUACACAAACAGCAAGACGAAUUUAUCACCUCGGAUAUCACCGAGAUUUUAGGCAGCUCCGAUCAUCACAUCGAAAUCCCUCAAACGCAGUAUCUGCUGAACCAAGUGUCGCACGAGAACAACGUAACUGGUGAGACGGUACACAUUCAAAACUCUUUGCCUGACUUGGAUUCGAAGAAGCUGAUAUCCGAGGCGAAUAAAACGUUAUCGAAUUUGUUGCUGGAUGGAGAGUGUCAGAACGAGAUCUGCGAGCAGACUGACUCGGGAAUUUGUACGGUGAUUUCGUCGGAGAAUACCAGUUUGUACGAUAAGAGUCCCGAAGAGAAGAAGACUUUCGCCAACGAGAUCCAAGAGGACGAGCACGGAUUAGAUGACGAAGAUACGCAAGAGAAUACCAGUUAUUCUUGUUCCAAUCUGAAUUCACCGAAGAGAAAGAGCUCCACGAUAUCGGAUAACUCGUGCGUCUGUAGUCUAAGAAGCGUGAAGACAGUCGCGUCGUUGGACCACUCGAUCGAGGUGCACAACCUGCACGCGGCUAACACAGAGGCUGUGAAAAACAUUCCACGAAUAUCGUCGAACUUCGAUGGGACGAACGAAGAGUUCGUUGGAGUCGCGUACGGCAAUGGGCAGAUUUCCGUCUGCGACUCGAACCAGUCUAGUUUUCAGAUCAAUUAUUCAGAAAAUUGGGAAAAUCUCAAUUUAAGCAUUGAUGCGUCUACUUCGAGGAAAGAAUUCUGGAGCGACCUGAAGUGUGAAAACUGCCCGUCCACGUCGCAGAACAUUGAAAAGAUCGGCUCGAAGAUCGAGCAGUAUACCCAGGAUAAGAUCGCAACGUCGAAGAAGAUGAAGGACGAGAAGCAGAGGAGACGGCAUCAACGUAAGCACGAACGGAACGGGCAAAAACUUCAUCACGGGGUACAGGAGAGCAGGGUGCAGAACUUUCAAAACGUACGCUCGUCGGCGAGCACGGAGAGUUCCAGAUCAAACUCGACGGAUCGUUGUUUGAAUCCUAGGCUGAUCAGUUACGGAGCAAGUCUGCAUCCCAGCCAGAACACCAGGCAGAUGCCUAAUUUUGGUAGCAGCCCUCAUGCUAGUCCGCGGUUGCAGCACUUCGAAACUCGUAGCACGCCUGGAUCAGGCCAGAGGACUUCUAGUAUCGCUUCCAGAGCUCAGAGAAACUCAUCUCCGCAAAAUAGAAAGCUUCUCGAUCAUAGGAGAUCUAGGUCAGAGCAAAUUAUCAGAAUGAAGAGGAGAGACUUUGAAAAGAGAGAUAAGUACGAACGAGCUAAUCCCAGGUCGGAGCAGACCAAGAGAAAAUUAGGAAGUAGAAGUCCUAAUGAACUGAUGAACGAUGGUUUGGGACCAAGAACGGAUAAAAGCGGCCUGGCAAAUGAGAUAAUCUCGCCGGUCACGACGCAGACCGUGUCGUAUGGAAUACAAAAAGACAAUAACACGCAGAGAGCUACGCGAGCUGUGAGGCUAGUGAACGCAACUACGGUUCAAGGGACGCAGUCGGUCAGUUCGGAUCAUAUCCUGGUUCAUAAGCCGGAUGCUGGGUCCAGUUCGAGCUGCUCGAGUUGCUGUGACUUGAGUUCGGAAACCAGCGAGUUUCAGAGUGAUUGUCAGGAUGAUGAGGAGAUAGCCUUGGCUAUGCAGGCCGCUGAGAUUGCGAACAAUUACAAGAUUCGAGCGAAAUUUCGGUCAUCCGAAGAUCUCGUUCAUCGUUUAUUCGUUUGUAUAGCCGGUGUGGCAGAUCAAUUGCAGACUAAUUUCGCAUCGGAUCUGCGCAAUAUUUUGAAGUGUGUGUUCCUGAUGAACAGUAGUCAAACCGUGGAAGACGGUGAGAUAAAGGAUGAAAGUUCAGUAUCUGAAAAUCAUAUGACAAGCCCGUUGAACGAUACGGUUACAAACCAUGAUCGACAGGAUUUAUUACAAGAAUACGAGGACGAUUUGGAAGAGACUCCCAUCACCACCGAUCAUAAUACGUCGACCAUAACCGAGCGUGGCGAGGAGUGUGUGGAAAGGGCACCAGCUUGGAUACCGGACAACGACGCACCUCGUUGUAUGGCGUGUCAAGCAGGGUUCACGGUGGUGAGACGCAGACACCAUUGCAGAAAUUGUGGCAAGGUGUUCUGCGGUCGUUGCAGCAGCAACAACGUUCCCCUGCCCCGUUAUGGGCACACGAAGCCUGUCAGGGUAUGCAACAGGUGUUUCCUGUAUCAGGUGACGCCGUUCACGGUGUCCCCAGUGACGCCAGCGAGCUGAGCUUUGGAACAACGAGGUGUGUGACGAGGGUGAAUGAUAGAAAAUGAAUCGUUUACUUGAUAUUUUAAAAUGUUAGGCCCGUUGUCGCGCGCCCGCGGAUCGUUGCAUCCGUUUCCUUUUCUUCUAACUAUAACGAUUGAAAAUAGUUAGCUUUCGAGGUUUGCCUCUCUUAAGCCCGCUCUGUACGUUGAAACAUGAGCUUACGUUU